Molecule: messenger RNA, 289 nt
Organism: Frankliniella occidentalis (western flower thrips)
Lineage: Eukaryota; Metazoa; Arthropoda; Insecta; Thysanoptera; Thripidae
Product: prostaglandin reductase 1-like
Exons: 2
Coding region: 42-251 (69 amino acids)
Biological process (GO): prostaglandin metabolic process
Molecular function (GO): 15-oxoprostaglandin 13-reductase [NAD(P)+] activity
Source: RefSeq, a predicted model, not a curated record
UUUCUGUUUUAUAUCACACAGCUCCGACUAUCCAGGGUUCUAUGAUUUUCAAAGAGCUAACAAUGCAAGGAUUUGUAGUGACUCGGUGGUACGAUCGCUUCCAUGAAGCAGAGGACGAAUUGUACAAAUGGAUUAAAGAGGGCAAGAUUAACGUUCAAGAACAUCCCGUGGAAGGAUUCGACAACCUUCCAAACGCUUUCAUCGGACUUCUUCGAGGAGAAAACACGGGAAAAGUAGUUGUCAAGGUGUAAGAGUUCGAAAUUUCAAAACAUAUGUAUCAUUAAUACUA